GAAAACAUAAUACAAAAAAAAACCAGACGCGGAAAUCGUCGCAUAUAACUGUCAGCGUGCACGUCUUAAAGUUAAUACGAAAAUCCAUUUUUAACACGAACUAAACAUGUCUGCCGUCACGAAUAUGGAAGAUGAAUACGAUGAGUACAACUACGACCAAGACAAAUUGGUCAACAGCGGACACAGCGGUAAGAAUAGAAGCAAGAAAGAGGCUAGUGAACACACCAAUCAUUUCGACCCAAGCGGUCACUCGAGAAAACUGUCAACUAAAUUGCAAAACACUGAAACCAACAGGAAGGAAGAGAAUUUGAAGCCCCAUCCAUCAACCAGAAAGUGAUGGGAUCCAAGCGCUUCUUCCAAUGUCUUGCAACGGUUUUACUUAUAAUUUUUUUCUUUAUUUUCCAAAAUAACUAAUUGAUUGCUCAUUAAAAGCCAUCGUUAAUAAUUGAUAUUAAUUUUAAAAACUAAUGUUCAGAAACGUUUAAUCUACGUUCUUUAACCGUAGAUUAUCUUUUCUUUCUUAAUAUAAUAUAUAUAUUAUUAUUUUUUUUUUUUUAAGAUAAUAUUAUCUAUAGAUGUUAUAUUUUUGAAAGGUGUAUAAGUAAUUGUAUAUGACAUCAAUGCAUUUCAAUACAUAUAAGUUGAUUGAAA
Molecule: messenger RNA, 651 nt
Organism: Rhopalosiphum maidis (corn leaf aphid)
Lineage: Eukaryota; Metazoa; Arthropoda; Insecta; Hemiptera; Aphididae
Product: nuclear protein 1
Exons: 2
Coding region: 107-337 (76 amino acids)
Biological process (GO): negative regulation of cell population proliferation; negative regulation of cell cycle; regulation of transcription by RNA polymerase II
Cellular component (GO): nucleus
Source: RefSeq, a predicted model, not a curated record